AUGCCACUGGGACGGCCUCGUGCGCCAGGUACCGAAGCAGAGCGAGCAGAAGCGCGACGAGCCAAAGUCAGAAAGAAUGUGCAGGCAUUUCGUCGUCGUCAGAAGGAGAAGAAACUUGCCGAUGCGGCAGCGCAAGCCACGAAGGUAGCCCAAGGACCAGGUGGACGAGUUGGAUCAACAAUUUGCCGAGAGGGCUAUCUCGAUGUCUCGUCGCGAAGUGACACACCAAGUGUCAGUGCGCGAUCCAGUCCUGGGUUAGGCAACUCGACACUUUCGGCGUCCCCAGAAUAUGAUUAUGCAGAUCCUGACUCGUGGAUCUGGCGGUUUCCUCAGGACGUCUUGGGUGAACCCCAGUACCAAAACACCUUUACUCUAGCAGCACAGGACUCUGCAGAGUGGUGGCCAGAGCAGAGCAAUGACAAUACCUCUUCGACUGCCUCCUACGACCCCUUCCGUGCGUUUGCUGGUUGCGGAUCGACGUGGUUUCAUGUUGCUAUGAUGGAGGCUGUCGAACCAGGACUGAAGAUCAUCAAUGAUGCUUGCCUGGCAUCCGCACUGACGAUCAUCAGCAGAGAACGAGAAAACAACAACCUGGGUGUCUCAGCGGCAUUUAUCCAGAGCCGUGCGCUGCGGCAUCUUCGAGAAUCUCUGCAGCGGUGGGCAGUAGAGCCUCGACGUUGUGUCCUAUCAGCCUAUCGCUAG
This is a messenger RNA of Cyphellophora attinorum, 702 nucleotides long. RefSeq lists its product as uncharacterized. The record is from RefSeq and is a predicted model, not a curated record. The coding region runs from base 1 to 702 and encodes 233 amino acids. NCBI's taxonomy places the organism in Eukaryota, Fungi, Ascomycota, Eurotiomycetes, Chaetothyriales, Cyphellophoraceae. The transcript has a single exon.